Molecule: messenger RNA, 3297 nt
Organism: Morone saxatilis (striped sea-bass)
Lineage: Eukaryota; Metazoa; Chordata; Actinopteri; Moronidae
Product: ribosomal protein S6 kinase alpha-3-like
Biological process (GO): intracellular signal transduction; protein phosphorylation
Molecular function (GO): ribosomal protein S6 kinase activity; ATP binding; magnesium ion binding
Source: RefSeq, a predicted model, not a curated record
GAUGACGUGCCAAUCAAGGAGAUCAACAUCACUAACCAUGUGAAGGAGGGAUCAGAGAAGGCCGACCCACGACAGUUCGAGCUCCGCAAAGUCCUGGGACAAGGCUCCUUCGGCAAGGUGUUUCUGGUGAGGAAGAUCACAGGGCCAGACGCCGGUCAGCUGUACGCCAUGAAAGUCCUGAAGAAAGCAACACUGAAAGUGCGUGACCGGGUCAGGACAAAGAUGGAGAGAGACAUCCUGGUGGAGGUCAACCAUCCCUUCAUCGUCAAACUGCACUACGCGUUUCAGACGGAGGGGAAGCUCUACCUGAUCCUGGACUUCCUCAGAGGAGGAGAUCUAUUCACUCGUCUCUCUAAGGAGGUAAUGUUCACAGAGGAGGAUGUGAAGUUUUACUUGGCGGAGCUCGCGUUGGCCCUCGAUCACCUUCACAGCCUGGGCAUCAUUUACAGAGACCUCAAGCCAGAGAACAUCCUGCUGGAUGAGGAGGGACACAUCAAGCUGACCGACUUUGGCCUCAGUAAGGAGUCGAUAGACCACGAGAACAAGGCCUACUCCUUCUGUGGGACGGUGGAGUACAUGGCUCCGGAGGUGGUGAACAGGCGAGGACACACGCACAGCGCCGACUGGUGGUCGUACGGCGUGCUGAUGUUUGAGAUGCUGACGGGAACGCUGCCGUUUCAAGGCAAAGACCGGAAAGAGACGAUGACCAUGAUCCUCAAGGCCAAGUUGGGAAUGCCGCAGUUUUUGAGUUCGGAAGCUCAGAGUCUCCUCAGGAACCUUUUCAAACGCAACCCCGGCAACAGAUUAGGAGCUGGACCAGACGGCGUGGAGGAGAUCAAGAGGCAUCAGUUCUUCAGCACCAUCGACUGGAAUCAGCUGCACAGAAGCACGUCCCAGUUCUCAGACGCCUACGAGAUCAAAGAGGACAUCGGUGUCGGGUCCUACUCCAUCUGUAAGCGCUGCCUACACAAAGGGACCGGCAUGGAGUACGCAGUCAAGAUCAUCAACAAGGCCAAGAGAGACCCGACGGAGGAGGUGGAGAUCCUGCUGAGAUACGGACAACAUCCCAACAUCAUCACCCUGAAGGAUGUGUACGACGACGGCCGGUCGGUGUUCUUGGUGACGGAGCUGAUGAAAGGAGGCGAGCUGUUGGACAAAAUCCUCCGACAGAAGUUUUUCUCUGAGAGAGAAGCCAGCGCUGUGCUCUACACCAUCACCAAGACUUUGGAGUACCUGCACGUACAGGGGGUGGUGCACAGAGACCUGAAACCCAGUAACAUUCUCUACGUGGACGAGAGCGGGAACGCCGAGUCCAUCAGGAUCUGCGACUUCGGUUUCGCCAAACAGCUGAGAGCAGAGAACGGCCUGCUCAUGACUCCGUGUUACACCGCCAACUUUGUGGCACCCGAGCUUUCCUUUUUUCACUGUAUGUUUUUUCGCUCACGUUUGACCUCUGACCCUCCUCAGGACCUGGUGUCCAAGAUGCUGCACGUCGACCCUCACCGGCGGCUGACGGCGGGUCAGGUCCUCCGACACCCGUGGGUGACGCACAGAGACCAGCUGCCCAAAUACACCCUGAACAGACAGGACGCGCCGCACCUGGUCAAGGGUGCGAUGGCUGCCACCUACUCGGCCCUGAACAGGAACGUCCCCCCGGUCCUGGAGCCGGUGGGCUGCUCCACUCUGGCGCAGCGGAGGGGGAUGAAGAAGAUCACCUCCACCGCUCUGUGACCUUUAACCCCGCCACCCCACACUCCCCCUCAACUCUGACCUCGAUCUGACGUCCGCCGGACCCCCUUCCCUCCCCUCUCUCUCUCUCUCUCUGAUCCAGUCCGGUGGGACAGACUACUGAUGGACCCAGGAACCGCUAACGCCAAAUAGGAACGACCGAGACCGCCGCCCCCCUGCCCCGCCCUUCCUGCACCUCAACGGACUCUUCUGAUUGGAUCUCGCGGCUGGCUAUCGACAGCCGGACUGAGCUGUGAUGAAUACCUGUCGACUCUUUUGUCUUUGCUUCGGACAAUCAGCGCCACCUUGUGGACCCGGAGACCGAGUGUGCGCCAGGAAAAGAAAAGUACUGUAUUUAUUUACUUAAAACGGGGAAAUCUGAACAUAGGAACAUGGUAAACUAAUGUAUGCAUUUAAAGAGCUAGGAUCAUUGUAAUUAUACUGUCGUUAUGGUUCUGCGUAGCUGUAGAUCCGGUAUUUAAACCUCAAGUAGCCUCUGAGAUGACGGCGUCUGCAGAAAAAGGAAAGAAGGUGUUCAAAGUUUGCUUUCGAGAGUUACCUUCAGAACUACAGAAACCCAGACGUAGGAGAGAUAACAGAAGCAUUUACUCAAACUUAACUUCUGACUUGAUGUUUUUGGGAUCAAGAAAAGUCUCUCAGGAGCCUGACUGAGUACAUCUCACACUUCCAGGAUCCAGUAUUUUACCUUUCAGGUGCGAAACAGAACAAAAAGGAAAUUGGUUCGUCUCAGCCUGCAGAAUAUUCAAAGUGUCCGACAGAGACUGGCAGUAUCCUGUAUUCUUCUUCUUGUCAACAAAUCCCAUGAAAACCCAGCGAUGUGUCAGUGUCAGUACUCUGUGUGUGUGUAACAACGGAGCUCUGGGACACAGAGGAAUAGGAUAUAUCAGGCUUUGCUACACACACAACACUGUUGAUUCUGAUCUUUUGGUGGGAUUUGUUGAGGGUAAGAGUCCAGAGAGUGGUUUGUCUCUCGCCUGUUCGCUCUCAUUGGAAUAAUGUGAGCACAUAAAGGAAGCAGAUUCUGCCUCUAUGCUGUAUUUGUUUUUAAAGCUGCACAAGGCAACGUUGCAUUUAAACGGCGCCCCCUGGUGUCUGUAACACGAUGCAAAGUGACGGCUGUGAGUCAGUUUUCCUCUGGACAGACUGCUCUUAUAUCUAAAUCUCAUUUUACUCUCUAAUCUGGCACUUAUAGUUUGUGUGACACUGUAUCACUUUAUUGCACUUUACACACUGCUGGGUAGCUCAGUCCAUAAUAAUACACCAUAAUUUAUUCACCUGAAGAAGAUAAAGGUUUUAGAUAAAGGUAGUGGAGUAAAAAGUGGUACAAGCGCCUCAAACUUGUGCUGAACUGUCGUGAGUAAAAGUACUUAGUUACCUUUUAGUAAAGCAUCUUUCAGGCUGAUACGACACUAAUUUAGUCGGGUUUGUAUGUAGAACUCUUGCCUUGUGCAGCUUUAAGAGUGUCAGUAAAUCUAAAGUACAAAAGCAGCUUUAACUGGAGGAGACGGGUGACAUUUGCACAACAAGAGAACGUGGGGGCACCAUCCU